AUGGGCUUCUCUCUAUCACGCUGGCGUCCUCAGCCAGAGGCUAAACCAGCUGUUAUUGAUGCCGAUCAGAAUUAUACGUCUGAUAGCUCUGAUCCUGCGCUUCUUCGCGAUGGAAACCUUGCUUUUACGCGUGUCCAAGGAGGGAAUGACGCGAAGGCUUCUUAUCAGGAGGCUAUCGGUGCGCCUGUCGAGACAAACUCACCGCUGGGCUAUCAUGUUGGAUGGUUGACCAUCAUUUUCUUGAAUGUCAACCAGAUGAUUGGCACUGGUAUCUUUUCGACGCCUGGAAGCAUCCUCAACGCCACCGGAUCUGUAGGACUCGCUUUGAUCUACUGGUUCAUCGGCUUCAUCAUGGCCAUUGCCGGAUUCUGCGUGUAUCUCGAGUUUGCCAGUUAUUUCCCAAGUCGAUCCGGAGCCGAAGUUGUAUACCUCGAACAAGCAUACCCCCGACCGAAGCACUUCUUUCCGAUUGCUUAUGCAGUGCAAUCAGUUGUCUUGUCGUUCAGCAGCAGCAAUGCCAUUGUAGUGUUAUCUCGAUAUCUCUGGAGAAUUGCGGGAAAGACACCUAGUGACUGGGAGAUGAAGGGUGUAGCCAUCGCUGCUUACACACUUGCUGUAAUUUGCGUGAUCGCUCACAACAAAUACUCCCUUUGGGCGGUCAACGUCUUGGGCUUCUUGAAGAUCAUUACCCUCAUCUUCAUAUCAAUCACUGGCUUUGUCGUUCUCGGCGGCAAUGUUUCUCGAAUCCCAGACCCUAACGCCAACUUUCGCAACGCAUUCGAGGGCACAACCAACAACGGCAACGACCUCUCAACCGCCCUGGUCAACAUCGUAUUCUCAUACACUGGCUAUGCCAACGCCUUCAAUGUCGUUAAUGAAGUUAAGAGGCCGAUCCCUACUAUCAAGAAGUACGGUUUUAUCUCUGUCCUUCUGGUUGCUGUUCUGUACAUGCUGUGCAACGUCGCAUAUUUCUCUGCUGUCCCCAAGGAAGAGUUUGCAGAGUCAAAUGAGAUCGCUGCAUCAGUCUUCUUCACCAGUGUCUUCGGUACUAGUGGUGCUGUUACAGCUUUGAAUGUUCUUGUGCUCCUGAGUGCGUACGGAAACCUCCUUGCUACACUAAUUGGCGCUUCACGAUUGAUUCGUGAGAUCGGACGCCAAGGAGUCUUGCCCUUCACUACUUUCUGGGUAUCAACGAAGCCCUUCGGAACACCCAUUGGACCCUAUCUACUGAAGUGGGCCAUGACGUUCAUCAUGAUCGUAGCUCCUCCUGCUGGUGACGCAUUCCAAUUCGUCGUGAGUCUCAAGACAUAUCCCGAAGGUCUGUUCUUUUUGGCCAUGAGUAUCGGCCUCUACAUCGUCCGACGUCACAACAAGCGCGUAGGAAGAGGGCCUCCAGAGUUCAAGGCCUGGGAUAUCGCAGCCGUAUUCUUCAUCCUCAUUCAGAUCUUCAUCAUCGUCAUGCCAUGGUACCCUCCGAAGGGCGGCCCAUACGCCGGUGACGUCAGUUUCUGGUACGCAACUUACUGCGUAGUCGGCAUCGCAAUUAUGAUUCUUUGUGGUGUCUACUACGUCUUCUGGAUCUACAUCAUUCCCAAAUGGAAGGGCUAUGCGAUUCGGCCGGAAGUUCUCGAAGUUGACACAAAUGGCGCCAACACGCAUCGUUUAGUCCGAGUGCCUCUGGUUGAGAUUGAGAAAUGGGAUGCAGAGCAUGACGAGGCUGGGAAUUUGAGACAGCGUCACGUUGGUGGUGGACCAGUGUGUGCAGGGGAGGUACUUGAUCACAAAGAGAUUUGA
Fusarium verticillioides 7600 is the source of this 1794-nucleotide messenger RNA. RefSeq lists its product as hypothetical. Gene Ontology annotation, cellular component: membrane. Gene Ontology annotation, molecular function: L-amino acid transmembrane transporter activity. Gene Ontology annotation, biological process: amino acid transmembrane transport. The transcript is spliced from 9 exons. Lineage: Eukaryota; Fungi; Ascomycota; Sordariomycetes; Hypocreales; Nectriaceae. The record is from RefSeq and is a predicted model, not a curated record. Bases 1 to 1794 code for a protein of 597 amino acids.